AAAGGCGUUUAUGUUACUGAGGAGGAGGCCCCGUUCCCAGGUAGGCCGCUCUUUUCGGCGCCCGCUCUCGUGGUCCGCUGCCCCCUGCAGGAGAAGGCCGGGGAGAGCGAAGGCGGCGGAGCAACAGAGGCGGGAGCCGCAGACGACGACGACAGUGGCGCCGCCUUCGCCUCUCCUUCUCCACGCCCUUCCCUACGAGCACUUCCGAGGUCGAGGCCUGGAAGCGGCUGCGCGGACCCGGACGGCGACGGGACCUGCUCCCGAGAGGGCGGAACGCGGAGGCACCUCAUCGAGAACGAGCCGGAGGCGUCGUGUGAAGUUGCUCGGCUGAGGCGGCCCCUGGGGACACGGUGCCCGCAGCCGCCAUGUCUCGCGGCUCGAUCGAGAUCCCCCUCCGGGACACGGACGAGGUGAGGGGCGGCGCGGGGGUCUCCGGGGGGCGCUCGUGGUGGUGGGGGGCUCCUCUUUAUUGAGGAGUUCAGCCGCUGGCUUCGCUUUUCUCCUUCCCGCCUGUUCCUUGGAGGGAGAGGUGUAAUGAGGGGCUUAAGGGCGACCCCGCGCCCGCCUUCCCUCGUCACCCAGUGCGUUUUGCAGAGUUGUGGAAAGUGAUGUUACAACCCACUCAGCUGCUGAUUCUAGGCCCGUAAGAUUAACUUUCCUCGUGUGUGUGUGUGUGUGUGUGUGUGUGUGUGUGUGAGAGAGAGAGAGAGAGAGAUAUACACACACACAGGACAGUACUGAUAAACGUGUCGUUUUUUUCCAUCCUUGCGCAUUCUUAGCAACCGCAGGUGUGUGCACAUGGGACCUGGGCGCCUAGUAGCCACUUCUUGGCUUUGUAUUUUAAAAGCGUUUGCCUCGUUUAGAAUUGCCACUGGAAAUACAAACAUGCAUUCAAAGAGGAUUUUAAUGUUGUCCUUCUUUGCCUGCAUGGCUAUUGGUUGGGCCUGAUAGGUGCUGCUAGACCAGUGUUUCCCAAACUUAGGUCUCCAGCUGUUUUUGAAGUAUAAUUCCCAUCAUCCCUGACCAUUGGUCCUGCUGGCUAGGGAUGAUGGGAGGUGUCCAGAAACAGCUGAAGACCCAAGUUUGGGAAACACUGUGCUAGACUGAUACAACAACUAGCUUAGAAUUACUUCACAUAAGACCUUUUCUACACAGGUAUAGCGGUUGUGCAGGAAAGUACAUAAAUCUUGCAUGCGAUCCAUUUCAGGGAUGCAGGGGUUCUUAUUUUUCUGCAUGUCCCUGUGUAGGAAAGCCAUAUUAUGUAAGGUGUCCCUCAGCUCAAUAGUUUAUUCUUUGAGCAUGUUGAGCGGUCAGAACAGUUAAAGCAUCUUUGGGAGCUAACUAGUGUGUAUUACCAUAAAAUGUGCUUGAAAACUUUCCUCAAGGUGCAUGAGCAGAAUAGUACAUGCCUUAAUAGCUCAUAAAGUUAUUAAUAUUUACAAUAUCACUUUUUUUUUAGGUCAUUGAGCUUGACUUCGAUCAGUUACCGGAGGGGGAUGAAGUUAUAAGCAUUCUGAAACAGGAACAUACUCAACUGCACAUAUGGAUUGCUCUAGCGGUUAGUUUUUUGCCAAUUCAUUGUAGCUGAUUUAUUUACUUACUAUGCUUGUAUCCCAUCCUUAUCUCUCACCUGAUACUGCAUUAGCAGAGACGAUUAAUUGCCAAAGCCAUAGAUGUUAUGUAAAAGUAAUUACCUCUGAGUUCAAAAGGACUUGCUCUCCAGUAAUUGUGUUUAUGAUUAAAGCUUUCAUCUUAAAAUGAGCACUUGUAUGUAUACUUCUGAAUGUUAUGCAUUUUAAGUUUUGAAAUAACUGCUCUUGUUUUUCGUCUCACGCUCCAAUUUGUAUUUUUGUUCCCUGAUCAAAAAACACAUUUAUGGGUCUCUUAUAUAUGUGAAAUUAGGACACAUUAAUUUCGUUAGCUGAUCCAUGCACAUAAAGAAAUCCAUUAAAUGAAAUAGUGGCAUGUUACAGGAACAUGUCGUAACGUCAGUGCCUGAAACAGAUUGCUUGAUCAGAGUGUACCUGUGUGCUGCUAGUCAUAAUUAGGUCCAAAAUGAGUGUGUCACAUGUUACUUGAAAUGAAGAAUGGAUGGUAGGUAUUUAAAAGGGAGGUUGGCACUUUAGAAAUUAAAUUUAGGCCUUACCUCACUGCAUGCUGCUUUCCCACAAAAAUGUGCAAAAUGGGCUCACAAAACAACAGCAAUACGUAUCAAUACGCCAAUCUAUAUCAGUACAAUAUAAUUCCAAUGCAUUUCAAAACAUGACAAAUUUAAACAAUCACUUUGAUAAUACUAACACAUUUUAAUUUCCUUAUAAAAUGCUCAGUAAUAAUUAAGACAUAUAUUGAUGUUAUUUGUUCAAAAUAUAACCAGAAUUUCAUAGGAUAAAACUUCUGUUAUAACCAGCAGCUAGUUCCUCAGAAGUACAGGAAAUGGCAAUCAAUUUCGUUACAGCUUGCAGGAGAUGAUACCUUGCAUGCCCCGCUCUCUCUUAUAUUCUGGUAUACAGUGGUGCCUCGCAAGACGAAAUUAAUUCGUUCCGCGAGUUUUGUCGUCUUGCGAUUUUUUUCGUCUUGCGAAGCACGGUGUCGGGAAAGUUUUGGAAAAGCUUCAAAAAUCACCAAAGUCUUUAAAAACCUCAAAAAAGGCUACCACACCGCGUUCUAUGAGUUGCUCCUCGAAGUCAUGUCGCAACUGUAUUAAGGGUGUUAAGAAAAAGGAAACAAACUUGCAAGACGUUUCCGUCUUGUGAAGCAAGCCCAUAGCAAAAAUCAUCUUGCGAAGCAGCUCAAGAAACAAAAAACCCUUUCAUCUAGCGAGUUUUUUGUCUUGCGAGGCAUUUGUCUUGCAAGGUACCACUGUAGUUCUUAAAGGCCCCAACAGUGAUGGGUGGUGGUGCCUGCUAUAUCUGGAGGGCCUGUUAUGGCUGCAGGUUAUACUAAGCCACUUUGGAAGCUGUAUGUUUUCAAUUUCUCUGGAGCAGGACUCUUCCUAUAGCAGUGGAUCCCUUGCAUGCCUGACUGUCUCGUAUAUUGUGAUGCAGUUCUUAAGGGUUCCCAUUACACUUGCCAGUCCACUACUGACAAAAACACAUUUUGCUUGGGCCGCAGCACAGAAUCACUGGGAGCCUCUGCCUUUCUUUUGUACCUUGAGAAGUUAUGAGGACUCCUCCCUAAAACUUACUUCAGAAGUAUGGGAGAAUGGCAGGGACUGUCCCUGAUGCUCUGCUACUUCAAGAGCAAUGAUAUGUCUUUUUGCUUUAUUAAUAUAUGCACAGUUGGAAUGAGCUCCCACCCUGCCUCUGCAGGAACUCUCCCCACCCCAUACACAAGUGUACUAGGUUUCAAUCUCAGUGUAAUGUCAGGUGAUCCUGUUCCUUCCCUCUGAGAUGUGCAACAGGGAGAACAGUUUUGGCUGCCUACAAAGACAAGUGCAAGGUUUGUCAGCACCUGAAAUGAUCAGUGAAUUUUCCAGUUCCCUUUAAGAUUGUACAGAUCAUAUCUACACUUCUUGUAACUGUUUUUAUCAGUGAAGGUUAUUGGUGACGGCAGCAUUCCCCAUUCAUCACUUGCAGUAAACUGUAGAAUAAGCAGUUUUUGAAUUUGCUUUGUUGGUUUAUAUAGUACAAUAGUUGAAUGAACAAACACUAACAUGAAAACGUUUUAUCUAAUAUUAACCAUAAAUCGAUGAUUUCUCCCCCUAGUAGAGUUAUACAAAAAAACCGUACAUAUGCCUCUGUAUUUCCUUUUUCUAGCUGGAAUAUUACAAGCAAGGCAAAACAGAAGAUUUUGUGAAACUGUUGGAGGCUGCUCGUAUAGAUGGAAACCUGGAUUAUAGAGACCAUGAAAAAGAUCAGAUGACUUGUUUAGAUACCUUAGCAGCCUACUAUGUACAACAGGCUCGGAAAGAAAAGAAUAAAGACAACAAGAAAGAACUCAUUACACAAGCUACACUGUUGUACACUAUGGCUGAUAAAAUCAUCAUGUAUGAUCAGGUAAGAACAAAUAAAGUUGGAGUAAAAACAUCCUUUUUUGUAUGCUUGCUUUGCAACAUUAUAAUGCCAGUAAACUAGUUGGGACGUUGAAGUAACACCCACAUCUUGCAUAUAGGUGGUGUGAUAGAUAGAUGAUAGAUAGAGUGCUGUUUUCUUAAAGAUUGCCUCAUCUCAAGAGAUAGCAAGUGCAAUGGAAUGAUUUACUCACAGCUGCUCUAAACAGUCUGGCUUGGGAGAUUGAAAGCUGGAUAACACAUGCAGAACCUUAUUCCUAGAUGUGGUUUGCUUUCAUUUGUGCAACACACAUACACCACACUGUAUGCUCCAGCUCAUUUGCAAGCAGAAAACUUUGAGCUUAUGGGUUGCUGCUGUUGCUGGAACACAGCGGAUAAUUGCUGAAGGGAAUGGAGCCACUGUGGUCAUUUUACCAGCUGUUUGAAUAUAACAAUAAAAUUGGCUUUACCUCUUAAUCAAGUAUAAUACGUUCUUGGCCAAAUUUUGCUAGUGUUUUAUGGAGUCUCUUCCCCGCCCCUCUUCCGUAUUCCUGACCUGUGGAAGUACCAGGAGUAUUCAUUUUUUUAAAAAAAUAAGGCACAUAAAACUACUUGGAAGUAUACAGCAUCCUCUUUGCAUGUGAAAGGUUCCAGACUCCAUGCUUGGAACAGGAUCCUGUUUAAAAUCCUGGAGAGCCACUGCCAGUCACUGUUUAGUCUACAGCUGACUGCUGAAUUAGGUGAAACAAUGGUCUAACUUGUUAUAAGGCAUUUUCUUACGUUUCUAUUAUAGUAAUAGGGGAAUGGGACAUCCUAAACAGCAGGGGAAAGGGAGAAAGGGAAGCAUGUCAGAAAUAAAGACAGUAGUAGCAGUAUACUGAUAGUUUUCAUGAGGAUCUUGUAGAGAAAUAAGGAGAGAAACUGGACCAUGGGGAUGUUUGAAAUAACUACAAAACUCAUAUAAUUGUGGGUUAUUGCAUCAGCAGUAAGCCCUAAAAUGGGGCAGUUGAGGUGGAAGACUGGAAGCUUUGAAUCCAUUGGGCAGAAUAGAACUGAAGAGUCACUGCCGUGUCUUGAAGCCCUGCCAUUCGUACCAGUCAGGGCAGAAUGUGGGGCAGUGAAUUUGGUCUUCUUUGAAUCUGUAGUUUACUAAACAUGAAUUGCACAUCAAGUAUUUAUUCACAAGGCAUGCUGCUAUCAGGCAAUGUGCAGCAGAGGGGUCUGUAUGUAUCUUAAGCAUCUAGGAUACCCUGCACUAAAAUGCUUAAUUUGGGGACUUAACUAGUGCUGGAAGAAUUCACAAUGAGCAAUCCUUUGAUUCAACUCUUAAAACAUUUCUUGAAAGACAAUUCACAUCUGUAUCUUGCUUUCCAGAACCACUUAUUGGGAAGAGCUUGUUUCUGUCUUCUGGAGGGUGAUAAAAUGGAUCAAGCUGAUGCACAGUUUCAUUUUGUUCUCAACCAGUCUCCAAAUAAUAUUCCAGCCCUUCUCGGUGAGAUGUGAAAUAUCUUUUUGGAUGCUUUCCCUUCACACAAUUUCUGUCUGGUUUUUAACCAGUAAAACUUUAGGCUCAAUAUACCUUUAGAAACCACUGCUUUUCCUUUUACCCUUGAUCAGUUUCAAAGGCCAUAAAAAUAGCUGCCUCCUCUUUGUAUAAAACUGCCUUACACUGCAGGCUUGUCAGUCCAUUUGAGCACCUUAGAGAAGAGUUAUGAGACUACCUAAUUUGGCAGGCAACAGGACUCAAGAGUUAAGUUCAGUGCUUGAAUUACAAGGCAGGAAGAGAGAGCCACAUUCACCUUUUUUAAUGGCUUCUUUAGGUACACAUGGGGGUAUGAUUUGGCUAAAAGCGGGAGAAAUCACAUGCUUGUGGAUUUUGUUGAGUUCCCCUCGACCGCUUCCCCAAUAACAUGAGUAUUAAAUCCCCAGUAACAUGAGUAUUAAACUGACUAAGGUAAAAGAAAAUUUGGUGACAUUUUAUUUGCUAAUGUGAAGAGUGCUUAAACCUUGGGAGGGGUUGGCUGUUGUUGGAUAUUUGUGUGUGUUCAUUAAAGUGUUCUUUGAAUGAAUAUGUUGCUAUCCUGUAUGUGCUGUAGCAGUUAUCAUGUUCAUGAGAUUUGUAUAGAUGUUAUGAAAACAGCCAUGCACACCUGAAAUCUGCGAUACUCCAUCUUGGAGUAUAUUUCUAGAUAGUAUGGGGGUAGGAAUGAAUAUACAAAACACAGUCAAAUUUGGCAUAAACUGUAUAUUUGAAGACAGAGAUUUGUCUCUGUCGCUUUUGGAAACGAACUACUUAUCAUUCAUACCAGUUUUGUCAUACUGAACUUUGCACUAUUAUAUUACGCUUCAGUUUUACUUGAGGCUUACAUCCACUGAAAUCAAAUGAGUAUAUUUACAAUUAAAUGUGCUUUGGAUCACACCCACUACACUGGGGAUACUUGCCACUUGAGUGGUUUCUUUUAUAAUUGUGACCUAUUAUGCAUAUGUACUUGUAGCUGGUAAAACAAUGAACUGCUAUUGAUUUGUUGUGGUUGUUAUUCAACUUGUGUAGAUAUUUCUCAGCUUUUAUUGCUCCUGUCUAAUAGGUAAGGCAUGCAUCUCAUUCAACAAGAAAGACUAUAGAGGGGCCCUUGCCUACUACAAAAAGGCACUGCGCACUAACCCAGGUUGUCCAGGUAAGGAACAAAAAAGCUUCAUUUUAAUUAAAGACAUUGUUUGGUUCAUUGGGACCAAAAAUAGUGUCGCUAAAUUCAGGUAGUUUGAAUACUAACAUGAUUUUUAAGCUUUGACAUUUGUCUUUUGUCUUACAUAUUAAGGAGGACAAUCAUUGUCAUAGCUGACCUUGGGUCUUGCCAAUGCCACUUAAAAAGCAAUAGAGUAUUUUAAUUAACUGUGGAUUAAUCCAGUUGAAGUCAAAAUAAAAUGAAUGUGGUGCCUUUUUGUUGGACCUCUGCUGCUGAGAGAGUAUAAACUUUGGAGAUAAAUGCAUUAGUCAAGUACAGCAGAAAGCAAGUGCAAGCAUAAGAAGCUACAUUAUUGCAUUGAUCUAUCUGAGUCAAUGAGGUCUGUUACUGACAGUAAUUCUCUAGUCAGUGGUCUUUCCAAUAUUUGCUACCCAAGAUAUUUUCAGUGGAGUGCCAAGAUCAAUAUCCUGGGGUUUUAAAACAUGAGAAUGACCAUGUUGGAUCAGACCAAAAUUCAUUCUAGCUUACCUAGAUGCAUUUCAAGGUAAUAGCAUCUCUCCCCAACCCCACGCCACUCACCAGCAACUGGUAUUCACUGGAAUACUGCCACUGAGCUUUGAUGUCCAAUAGAGAGAUUAUCACUAGUAGCCAGUGACAGACCUAUUCUUUUAUGACUUUUCAUACACAGAACAUAUGCUCAGCCACUGAGCUAUGGCCUCUUACCUUCUUUCAGAAUACAUUAUUUCUGCCUCAUGGGAGAGUUCCUGGAUCUAUAGUUUUCCAAAAACAAAUUUGACAAGGGGUGGAGGUGGACUGGGGAAGCUAGGAUUUUUUCUUUGGCUCAAAUAUUAUUUCAAGCUGUAAAAUAACUUUAUGCCUUGUGGAGCUCACUCAUUUUGAGGCAUGCUUUCUAAGCCCUGAAGCUCAGUUCCAAGGCUGAGUUCAGAAUUUUGCUGGCAUAUUAAUCUGUAACAUUUAUUAAAAAUUUUAAGAAUUCUUGUUAAAAGUUGUGUGUUCUCUAGAAAAGCUUGCCUACAGAGUGAGAUAAUAUCCUCUUCUUACUCUUUGUUAUUGUUAUUUGUGUUGCUGCUGUAAUUUGAAGCCAGUAGUAGACCCCUAAUUUUCUAAUCCUUCUUAAAAAAAUUAAAAAGUUAUUCAUGCAACCAAGAAUUGGUGUACAUUUGGACACAUGAGGGGUAAAUAUGUGAAGGAGUGGGGGGCAUGCAAGCAAGCCACUUGAGGACUCCUCUCUCACCGUUUUGUGCAUUAGUUUCCCAAAUGCAGUUAGAAUGUGAGGGAGAGCAAGGACAAGCACACUAUCUCUGCCUUCUCUCUUGAGUCACAGUGCCUUUUUCUGCCGUCCUCCAUUCUUUGGAAGGCAAGCAUCUGCAGCACGAAGCCUUCUGUAUUUAUGUGGUCUCCCCAUGUAAUUUAGAACUCUAAUCAUGCAGCCGACAUAAGUACAGCAGGCUCCCCUCUGCAGACACUUGCUCUCCAACACAGGAGGGCACUGGAGAUGGGCACACAAGUUGGAGCUAGCACACUUGUCUCCAUCUUUCUUCUCCUUGCAUGAUGGGCAUCAUGCCUGAAGAGAGCUCAGGAUAAGUACAAACCUUUACUUAUUAGUUAGAAAGUCUGUGGGCAGGGACUGUUGCAAAUUAUUGCUAUCAUAAAGUGCCAAGUAGAGAUUUAAGGGCUCUAGAAACAGUAAAUUAUGAACCUACGUUUCUUAAAAGGCAAUCGAGGUGUGAAUGGCUAUGUUCUAAUAUAUGUUGUUGUUUUUUUCUGUCCCCACCCCCCACCCCAAAACUAGCUGAGGUUCGGCUAGGCAUGGGCCAUUGCUUUGUAAAACUGAACAAGCUGGAGAAAGCUCGCCUUGCAUUCAGCCGGGCACUGGAACUCAAUUCCAAAUGUGUUGGGGCUUUAGUUGGAUUGGCUGUUCUGGAACUCAAUAAUAAAGAGGUGGGUUUGAUCUAAAACGCUAAUAUCAGAAUAUGUUUCAUUGAAUGUCGAGUUAACAAAGACUUCUGUGCAGACAUGAAAAUUAACGGCAGUUGAAAUAAAAACCUCACUGUUCCCCAUUUUAAUGAAUGCAUAUUUCAUUUUCUCUAAUUUUGAGAAAUAAAAUAAGCUGUAAAGACAGUAAUUAAAAUAGAGCUGGUUUAAAUAUGAAUCAUUAGCCAUUGACCAGUGACAGGAUUUUUUUUACACUAGGAUCUUGGAUCAAAAACAUGACCUUCUGAAUGUAUUGGGCAAAAGUUUUCAGCAGAUACGUAGUCUACUGCAUUGUUUGCCCGUUAUGUGACCCAUCCAUUUUAAAAGAAUGGUUUUGGAAAUGGUAUAGUAAAGGAACAGCUGAAAAGCUAAUUAAGUUUUAAGCAUAAAUAAAAAUUUCUGUUAAUGUUGCUUUCAGGCGGAUUCCAUAAAAAAUGGCGUCCAGCUGCUUUCUAGAGCAUAUACAAUUGAUCCUAGUAACCCUAUGGUGUUGAACCACUUGGCUAAUCACUUCUUCUUCAAAAAGGUAAGAGCACUUGUGGAUGUUUUGAGUUGCUGGUUGAAAGUCUUUAGGCUGUUUCAUAAGUGAUCAGGCUUUCUAUUUCAAUAUUCUUUAUAACGCUCAUGGUAACACAGUAAAUUUGAAUCUCAGAAUAAUGUUUUUAACUAAAGACGAAGAAGAACCAGGCUUCAGUGGUGCUGUUGUUUUAAAAUAAUACGUUGGCCAGGAUUGCCUAAAGUUAUUUCUUAUUUUGUGAUUAUUGUUAUUAAAUAUAAUAUAUAUUUAAUAUAUUAUAUACAUACACCCUUUCAUUCUAGUUGAGAUUGGUUCACACUAGUUGCAGUGCUUGUUGAAGUUUAUAAGCACACAUUCCUCAGGCUUCUCUAUAUCACAUUCACAUGGAGAAAGUAGUGUAUAAGCCAGAAGUAGAUAGAUAUUUUGGUUAUAUAUAAUUGCUUCAGUUUCCAGGGUUGCGUCCUCCAAAUGCUUGAGGAUUUUAGUAUAUAAGAACCAUGUGUGAUAUUUAAAACAUUGGAAGAUCAGGUUUCUAGGUACUAAAUGUUCCAGGCCAUGAUUUUGAAUACCAUAAGAAAAUGAUUAUGCAAAUUAUAUAUUUUUUUCUACAGGACUAUGGCAAAGUCCAGCACUUAGCUCUUCAUGCUUUCCAUAAUACAGAAGUUGAAGCAAUGCAGGCUGAGAGUUGCUACCAGUUAGCCAGGUCUUUCCAUGUUCAGGUACUUGGAAAGCCUCUUUCUAUACUGCAUUCUUAUUUUUUAAAUAGAUUUCCAUGUGCACCAUAUAAACUACUUCUUUUUCCUCCCCUGCAUUAGGAAGAUUAUGAUCAGGCUUUCCAGUACUACUACCAAGCUACACAGUUUGCUUCCUCUUCUUUUGUGCUACCGUUUUUUGGACUUGGUCAAAUGUAUAUUUAUAGAGGAGACAAGGAAAAUGCAUCACAGUGUUUUGAAAAAGUUUUGAAGGCCUACCCUAACAAUUAUGAGACUAUGAAAAUUCUUGGAUCUCUCUAUGCUGCUUCAGAAGAUCAAGACAAACGAGAUACUGCGAAGGUACAUCUGGCAGCAAACCUCUUAGACUUGAGCUGUAAUUCAUACUCUCUUACCUAGGAGUAAGCCUUAUUGAACUCAAUGGGACAGAACUGAGUACACAACUGUAGAGUAUGUUAUGCCUGUUUUCCCCGUAAUGCUAACCCUAUAGCUUAGUGCAAAUAUGCAUGUUCUAGUAAACAAAGAACAAACUGUCAGAAAAACCACAAACCUGGGUUUGGACGUAAUGCUAAGCCAAACUAUGGCUUAGCCCUGGAUAGCCCAGAAGCAACAGGACGGGGGUGGGUGGGCUGUAGCACUGUGGCUGAGGUCCUUGUACCAGGAGCCCAUAUGUUUGGCUUAGCAUUGCAUCUGAAACAGGUCUUAGUGUUGUGCUAUCUGGAGAUUUUUUUUUCUUCAACAGUGGGUAGAAUUGUGGGAUAUUCUGAACCCUCUGGAAAACAAAAUCUAUGGUUGGUCUCUGAUUAGACAGACAUAUGUGGUACACCUGAGUAACAGAGAAUUUCUCCUCUUUUCAAUACAACAAAAAACACCAGAAGCUUGGAUAAAUGAACUUACUGAUGUGUGAACUGUUUUCAUGCAAUAUGUAUAUUCAUAAGUGAAAGCAGCACUUCUUUCCAGUUCAAAUACCCACCAUCUACUUCGAGUUCUGUGGUUCAUCUAUUCUAACGUUUUAGGCAUUAGUAACACAAUGUUCAUUGUGAUGCAGGCUGAUUUCACUGAAUUGACAGAGAUUUAUUUUUAAUGGCUCUAGUUGAGUGGUAUACAUCAGUAAAGUAUUGCCUUUAUCAAGGAAAAGCAAGAACAUGGAGGACCUUUGUUCCACAGAUUAGGAAAUUUCAAACUGUGCAGAUGCAGUCCCAGAACGCCAUAGUAAGACGCUGUAUAUUGAAAAUUGUUAAUCUGGCAGACUUUCAUUCUCAUGUUUAAUAGUUGGGUCAGUUUAACAAGGUUUUUUUUAUUAUGGUAGUUAAUGUCUGUACAUCUGGAGUUUAUUAACUUUAUUGAAAUGCCUCUGACCUAGUCAAGAAUCCUAUUUUUGGCAUUAAAAAGUGUAAAAUAAAUGGUAGCUUUAUUAUGCUGUGUCUUCUGGCAAUUUAAGAGUGUACACAUACAUAAAUAACCUUUGUAUUUUAUAGGGUCAUUUGAAGAAGGUGACAGAACAGUACCCAGAUGAUGUAGAAGCCUGGAUUGAGCUAGCCCAAAUCCUAGAGCAGACAGAUAUACAGGUAUGGAGAAGAUGCAUAAAGUGCACUUUUGUUUUUAAGCCGAGCAGUGAUGCAUAGAACUAAACCUGGGCACUUUUCUCCAUCUCUAAAUUUGACAGGGUGCUCUUUCUGCUUAUGGUACGGCAACACGAAUCCUUCAGGAGAAAGUUCAAGCUGAUGUCCCUCCAGAGAUCUUGAAUAAUGUGGGUGCUCUCCACUUUAGACUUGGAAACUUAGGAGAAGCAAAGGUGUGGAACUCAUUGGUUUUUUUUAAUUAUUAUUAUUAUUAUUAUUAUUAUUACUACUACUACUACUACGUACUACUUUGCAGCAUGCUUAUAACUUGUGCUAUGUGUGUACUCAGAAUAUAUACUACUUUGUUCCCUUUCCCCUGUUUAUCCUUAGAAAUACUUCUUGGCAUCUCUUGACCGUGCUAAAGCAGAAGCUGAACAUGAUGAGCAUUACUACAAUGCUAUCUCAGUGACUACAUCCUACAACCUUGCCAGAUUAUAUGAAGCAAUGUGUGAAUUCCAUGAAGCAGAGAAAUUGUACAAAAACAUCCUAAGGGAACAUCCUAACUAUGUUGACUGUAAGAAAUCUUGUCGAAAUUUUCAGUUGUAUUUGAACUAUGCCAUUCAUUCAUGUUUGUCCUCAUAAAUGUAACUGUUCAUUCACUGAUGCUUUCUUUUGUGUAAACCAUUGUGGCCAAACUGCAAGCAGAAUGUACCUUCCUGGUCAAAAGUAUUUUUUCCACUAACUUGUUCCUACAAAUCUGAUGUCCUUAAAUACUGUCAGUAUUUUAUUAAUUUAGAAGUCUAAACCGCUUAAUUUUUCCUCACUUUCGAUGUGUGUGUAAAUAGCAAAUAUGAGAAUCUCCUAUAAAAGCCUCUGUAAAUACACAUAACCAAAAAAGUUUAUAAAGCUCAUCAUGAUACUGACAUUGUGUGUACAGUGGUACCUCGCAAGAUGAAUGCCUCGCAAGACAAAAAACUCGCUAGACGAAAGGGUUUUUUGAGCUGCUUCGCAAGACGAUUUUCCCUAUGGGCUUGCUUUGUAAGACGGAAACGUCUUGCAAGUUUGUUUCCUUUUUCUUAACACCGUUAAUACAGUUGCGACUUGACAUUGAGGAGCAACUCAUUUGUGUGGUAGUGUGUGUGGCCUUUUUUGAGGUUUUUAAAGACUUUGGUGAUUUUUGAAGCUUUUCCAAAACUUUCCCGACACCGUGCUUCGCAAGACGAAAAAAAUCGCAAGACGACAAAACUCGCGGAACGAAUUAAUUUCGUCUUGCGAGGCACCACUGUAUAUAUAAAAGAUAUAGAUGGAGUACAUUGUGCAAGUUACCUUGAAACAGAGCAGCCUUCUUUGUUAUGUCAGUUCAGUUCAGUACCGUGGGAGACAUUGCAACUAUAAGUGGCAGGUUCUGCAUUGUUCCCAUAUAUUUUAAGGAUCAUGUGAAAGUGAUUAGUGUUGCCCCCACCAAGCCCCUUUUUCUAUGGUCAAUUCAGAGAGACAAAACUUUUUUUAAUUAUACAUCUGGCAAUCAGUGGCUGUUCAUUGCACAGUUAAUACUGACCCAAUCUACUGCUGUCUUAAGCCAGUGUGGCAUCAGUACAUCUAAAUGCUUGCUGCAGCUGACAUGCCUCAUCUUUAAUGACUUCCAGAACUGGGCUUUUGAUUAUUAAAUUUUAUUUUUUGGUAUUCAGGCUAUCUGCGCUUAGGAGCAAUGGCUAGAGAUAAAGGAAACUUUUAUGAAGCUUCUGACUGGUUUAAAGAAGCACUUCAAAUCAAUCAGGUUAGUAAGAAUUUGUAAACUAUCAACUAGCUUACAGGCUGCAAAUAAACAUUCUCUGUGAAGAAUGCAGAGAACAUUUUCCUGUGUCCCACAUAGAUCAGCUAUUCAGCCUUCAUUCUGUGCUAGAAAUGGCAUUUUGAUAAUGUAUCUUUAUUAUGACUAGCUGGGGUACACAGGGAAAAAUUCUUGGCAGCUGCUUUUGAGCAUUACUCCCAACGCUUGACCAGAAUGGAAGAGAAGUAAACUGUUUAAGGGGGGGGGGGGAAUCAAAUAGCUGAACUUAGUAAAGACUUUUUAUUAUUAUAAUUCUCUUCUGCACUGUUACAGUUACUCUAAACUUUGGGGAUUGAAGGAAAAUUAGAAAUAUUCAUUGUAAACUGGUGAGAACUUAGCAUGUUGGGGUGUCUGUUUCAGGACCAUCCAGAUGCUUGGUCCUUGAUUGGCAAUCUUCACUUGGCCAAACAAGAGUGGGGUCCAGGACAGAAGAAAUUUGAAAGAAUAUUGAAGCAGCCAUCGACUCAGAAUGACACUUACUCUAUGCUGGCUCUUGGCAAUGUGUGGUUGCAGACUCUGCACCAGCCCACCAGGGACAGAGAGAAGGUAAAUGCUGCACAUGUUCAGACUCCAUGCCUGUGGCCUGUUCAGUGAUUGAGCAUUAUUUGCACCAUAGACCAAGUGAGGUCCAGGGAGCCAUUUUUACCAUCUGUGCUGACUUUGCAGUAGGUUUGAACAGCAACAACAGGGUUUUUAUGGUGAUUGCAACCGUGAAUAUCUUCCUUUGCUAUCUUAAUGGGGCUAAAAGAUCUCUCUCCUUCAAAAGGUUUUUGGUUGACUGAACUUUCUGAGGAUGUUAGGUGCUUAUAUUGCGGUGGCUUUAGUGUAUUGUCAACAUUUGAUGGUUUGAGAAAGCGGUGUUGAAAUAUUUAAAUUGCAAAUAACCCACUUUAACAAGAUUUCAUGUCAUCAUCUUUGUAGGAAAAGCGUCAUCAAGAUCGUGCACUAGCCAUCUACAAACAAGUACUCAGGAAUGACUCCAAAAACUUGUAUGCUGCUAAUGGCAUAGGUGAUUAUUGUGUUUGGAUUCCUUGUCUGAAUUUUCUUCUGAGCUUUCUGCUGUGUUUCAGGUAGUCCAUACAUCUGAAAUUGUCCUUGGGCUUUUGUUUUUUAGGAGCUGUACUGGCACACAAAGGAUAUUUCCGUGAGGCUCGUGAUGUUUUUGCCCAAGUGAGAGAGGCAACAGCAGAUAUCAGUGAUGUGUGGCUCAAUCUGGCACACAUUUAUGUGGAACAGAAGCAAUACAUCAGUGCUGUACAGAUGGUAAUUCUUAAAAAAUUGUCUGGUUUUUUUUAACUGUAAAACUAAGAAACUAUUUUUCAUGGGAAUGAUUCCCUUUUUUAGAAAAAAAAAAGCUUUAGUAUGGUAUCCCAGUAUUAAAUAACUAAAAUUUAGGGAGAAUUUUUCUUGUUUUGGAGGGGGCAAUAAGAUCAAGAACUUGUUUUUCCCAGAAUUGCCAUAAAAUAUCUUCUUAAAUACGAUCUUCAUAAAAUCAAUAAGGAGCCAUCUCUGUUAAACCUAAGCUACAAAUAUGAAUCACCAGAUGAAACAUCUCUUUAAUUUUAAAAAAAAAAAAUGGAUGGAAGGUUUGUGAGAGAACACUUAUUUAAAAAAAAAACUGCAAAGAAGUUAACAUGUUUGCUGUUCCUGUAGAAACCUUAGAGUAAACAUCCUGAACAAAACUUACACAGUAUUGGCAAAACAAUGUUUGCCCACCUCUCACUUAAGCAUCAUUCUCUGUGUUAGAUAUUUGUAGUACAGCUGAAAUGCUAGUUAGAGGUAUUUGAUUUGACUAUGGUAAAUUGUUAGGCAGAAAUUGUUGCCAGACAUUAUAUACUUUUUUUUUUUUUUUACUACUAACAGACAAAUUUACUACUAACAGACAAAUUUAUCUUUUCUUUUAACUUGCUAUUCUUUUCCUUUAUCGACCUUUCCACCACAUGUUAAGAGGACCUUGUAGCUGAAAGCAUGAGGAUGGGAACAAACUUCACCAAAGAAGUGUGGUGUUCAAACUACCACCUGGUGUAGAAAAUGCCAUGAAAACAUAGUGGGCAAACGCGCCCUAAGCUGCCUGUACAGGCUUAGGGAAUGUAUUAGAGGCUCUGUAUCAAGCCUUAAGCAGACAAACUUCCAAGUUCCUAGUAUUGCCAAUGUCAUUGCACUAAAAAGGCAUGAAAUGUUGAGCUAGUAACAUCUGUGUUCUUGAAUUUAUUACGUAAGCAGGAGAUAUGAAGGGGGGUCAAAAUAAAAGCAGCUGGGGUGUUGGAGAAAUGUUUUUCUGCCGCUCUUAAAAACAUGUCAAGUGACUUGGAACAGUUCCAUGAAAUUAACACCAAUAUAAGUUGGUAUGUUCAAAAAGCAGUGAGGAAUAAUCCAGCUGAAUAAUUGCGCAAGAAAGAAAACCAGUAAUGUACUAUCCACAAAUAUGGGAGAGUAUUUCAGCAUUUGCAGUCAAGAAACUUAGCACAAUAGGAGUUUUGAAAGUAGUGAGAAACCUAUACUUCACUCACCUUACCAAUAGCUUUAUCUUCAGAAUGGUGUAUUUCUUUAUCUCUACUCUUGCAUAAUGUGUGUUUAAAUCAUUACAGAAUUGUAUUAUUUGCAUUGGAAAACCUACUUAUUGGCAAUAUAAUCUUAAUUUGAACUGAGUUGGAAUAGUAGUAUUCUAAAUCUCUGCAGGGUACAAGGUGAAUGGUUCCCCUUUGUUUUCAUAUAGUCUAGUUAAUGUGAUUUUCAGACAGUGUUCUUCAAGGAAGAUGAACAAAGGCAGACAAGCUUUCCUGAGAAGCAAGACUCUCCAGCAUAUCAUCCCCUGCAGUGCACAGUUGCAAGGAAGUGUUGGCCUGCACUUCUCCCUAGUUUGCAUAGGGCAGGCCCAAGGGGUCUGGACUGCAGCCCGGGUGACAUGAGCAUACCAUAAAACACAACUCAGAGUCCUCUGCUAUAUGCAGGGAUUCUUUCAAAAAUUUGUAGGAUUUCCUCAGACUAGCUGAGAGAAAAAUGCUCCUGGAUAUGGAGUCUGAAAAACACUGGACUAGAUAGCUCAGUUGGUUAGAGCAUGGUGCUGAUAAUGCCAAGGUUGUAGGAAAGGCAGUUUGGCCCUGACGCUAUAGCAGCAUCGGAAACACCCAUGCUGCUACAAGAUUUAAUCUCUGCAACAGAAACAAAAAACUCUACACUUGCACUAUAUAAAACCCUGCUCAACAGGAAGAAAUAUGAUUUAGAAUAUGAUAGACAAAAAUGGAGUGAAGAGUUAGGGGUACAUAUAACAAAUGAUAUAUGGGAGUCAAGUAUAAAAUCAACAGAAAUAGCCUCUAUGGAUCUAAGACUAAGACUUAUUCAACAGAAAAUAAUAUUCAGAGUCCAGGGGACUCCAGCAAAACUAUACCAGAAGAAAAUAGCAACUGUUGGAGAUAUGGGAGUAAAAAUGAGAAUUUAGUACAUACGAUGAUUAACUGCCCGAUGGUAAGAUCAUUUUGGUGCGAGGUGAGGAUAUUUAUAGCAAGAGUAAUAAAAAGAAAUUGUUAUUUAGGGGAAUUGAAUUUAAUUCUAAAUUAUAUUCCAGAAACGGAGAUUUCAAGGGGUAAAAAAAAAUAUGGAUGUACUGUGCUAUAAUACAAGCAAAAAAUCUUGUUUUGAUGAAUUGGAAGAGCCACAAAAAGAUUCCAUUGAGCACAUGGAUUGAGAAUAUGGACAGAUUAGCUGCAUACAAAUGAAUUGCAUGUUGAUGCAAAAUAAGAAUGGAUAAAUAUGAAGAAAUCUGGAACGAAUAUUUAAGCGAUAAGGCAGCUAGUGGUGGGAAGUAGGAGGAGAGAGAGGUGGGAAAAUAUUGUUUAAAAAGGUAUAGUCAUAGGUAUAUCAGUGUAUUCAAAUCUGAAUUGUCAAAUUGUGUUGUUGUUAUGGUUUUUGUUGUAUGUGUCUUUUGCGGUUGUUGUUUGUAUCGAAAAAAUGAUUAAAUAAAUGUAAAAAAAAGGUUGUAUGUUUGAGCAACUGCAUACCCCCACAUUGCAGGGGGUUGGACUAGAUGAUCCUCAGGGUCCCUUCCAACUCUAUGAUUCUACACUCUACAUUCUGUAAAAAUACACACACUCUCACAACUAUAAAUCACUCCUUAGUGAAAUGGGUGUUGACUGCAGGUGCAGCAUUGGAUACAACCCAUAUUUUUUUCCCCUGCCUUGAAACUUGCAUAAUAAAUUUCAGCAGUGACUGUUCAGAUGAUGUAUUCCAAGUGAAGAAGUGGAAACCUCAUUUUGCCUGUAGUAUCUGAGGCUUCUAGGCUUGAAGUUAGCAACACAUUGCAUUGUAGUGCUUACUGUCUGGAUUCCUGCUAUAAUGAAGAGCUGCAGACGUCUUAGCAGACACAAACAGUAGACCUCAUAACUUAUUAGUCAUUUAAUUAGUUAUUGGCAGCAAUGAGAGCUUCCUUACUGUGCAGGUUCAGGGUUUUAUUUUCAAGGUUGCAAUGUGGGAGGAAAAGGUUUUUUAAACAAUCCUUCCCAUGUGUCUGCUACUUGAAGUUGAGAAAAAGAGUCAUGCAUAUGGAGAAGACAUGAUUAGCAUCCUGUUAAAUUUGUCUCUGAGCCCUGUGGAACUCCAAAGGACUUAACCAAGCGAACAAGCUUAGGAUUGGGCUGUAAAUUCCUGUGAAAUCUCUUUAAGCUCUUUAUUCAAUGUAACUAAGUGCGACAUUUCAGUCAGAAUGAGGGUUUAAACAUAAAACCAUUGAAUUUUCUCCCUUGUAGUAUGAAAACUGCCUAAGAAAAUUCUAUAAGCAUCAGAACACGGAGGUACUGUUGUAUUUGGCUCGAGCUCUCUUCAAAUGUGGCAAAUUACAAGAAUGCAAGCAAACAUUGCUGAAGGUAAAAAAAAAAAAGCUUCUUACAUAUAUUGCUGCAGUGGAUGUAUUGUUGCACCAGCUUGUUUGUGUCGGAGGCAAGGCUGGUUCACACCUACUAAAUUUAAAGUUUUAUUUGAAUCUUCAGGCUAGACAUGUGGCACCCAGUGAUACUGUUCUAAUGUUCAAUGUGGCCUUGGUGCUGCAGAGGCUGGCUACCUCUGUCCUGAAAGAUGAAAAAAGUAACCUGAAGGAAGUACUCAAUGCUGUGAAAGAGCUGGAGCUGGCUCACAGGUAAGCAAAUCUGCAUUUGCUAUUUUGGUAUCUAUUAUUGCAUUGUGCUGGUGUUUUGUGAAGGUGUCAGAGCAAAUGCCAAACACUAGUUAUUUCUUUGCACAGCUUUGUAAAUGUGUUUAGACUCAGGUAGACCUCUCAGAUCCACCAGAUGCUGUUUCUUAACUACACUGUUGAAUUAAUUUUGUUAAUUCAGUUUAUUUUCUGCUUUUUACACAAAACCCGCUAGAGUGGUUUAUGUAAUAAAACUUGGAAACACAAAAACAUCCAGUCUACAGAUACAGAUAAAACUCUACAGUAUAUCCAAUAUACAGAAAAAGAACAGACUUGAAACUGUCCAAUCCAGCAGCAGCAACUCUCAAUAAAAUAUAAAUAUACUGAACCUCCCGCUAAGGUCUGUAUUAAAAGAUGCAUCUUCCAGUUUGAAACUGUGCUUCACUAUGUAAUAACUUCCAAAAAUGAAUGAAUGAUACUUACAGAAAGUUGAAAGACUUGCUUCUUGCUUCAAUAACCUCCUCCAGUUGCUAAUCUCUGGAGCUGCAGCUGGAUGGGCAAUUAACAUGCAGUAGGAGCAGCAGUCAUGAAAGUUCCCAAGAGAACCUAGAAAGCACUGGGAGCUAGAAGGUGAAGGAUAGGCUUUCAGACAUCCAGCUGCCGUGACCUUCAAAGGCUGCUGUAUUUCUUGGCACACAAGGACAAUUUUUAGACACCAGGGCACUCCAAACAGAAGUAACCUAUGACUUGGGACUAGGUAGCUAUAUUGCUUCUAUGCUGGAAGCUUGUUUAAAAGAUGCAAGCUUCUAGUUAUACUUCAUGCUUCACUGUAUAUAUGCAGGCAAUUGUUUUUUCUCAUAGUGUUACAGUGCUUUUUGCAAUAUUUACGGGUGUGAGCAUGAUUACCUGUGCCAAAUAACCUGCCUCCUCUCUCAGUCUCAUUUGCUUGAGAUUUCCAUUAAACAGUUGUUUGACAGGUUCUGCAACAUCUUUCCCUGCAACAAGACUUUCCCUGAGCAUCUGUGAGAAUGAUUCAGUCCUUCACAAAAAGGGUACACCAUGCAAUCCAAAUCCAUUAAUAGCUGUAGGGAUUUUUCUGUUGACUUUAUACUGAGAAGUGAGAUGCAUCCAAAGUAGUUUGGGAAUAUUUUUCAGUUGGAAGUUGGAAAAAUACAUGUGAAGAAAGUUCUAGGAUGCAACUGAAGUGUUUAAAAUUUGAUUCUUAACUUACUGUUUUACAUUCAGAUACUUCAGUUACUUGAGCAAAGUGGGAGAUAAAAUGAGAUUUGAUUUGGCACUUGCUGCAACUGAAGCCAGGUAAGAAAUGUGUGUUGUGUACUUCACAUAACUGAUGCCUACAGAAGCUAAAUAUAUUAUGUGAAUUUGCAUAACAUAACUUGUAGGAUUUGGGCUACUUUAAUACCAGAGUUUGAAAGCAAACUACAUAUAACCAUAGCAUGAUUCCAUGUUCCAGUGGGGUGCUAAUUCAGGUCUCACAUAUCUCCUGAACAGGAAGCUGACAGUGAUCAGUCCUCCGUUGGUUAGCUAGGAACUGGCAGAUGUGGACAUGCAACACUGGUUGUGUUCACAUGUCACAAUAAGCCAUAGUUUAAUGUUUAACAAUGGUUUGAAGUGAAUGAGCAGGAUGCUGGUGCAUGUUGCUCAGAAGUCCCUGCUUUGCUUCUGCCCUGCUCUUGCCCUCAUCUCAAGCAACAAAUUGCAAGCCUCAUCUUGUCGUCUGAACUUAGGUCAAUGAUUUGUUUCUCUGCAUUCAAAUUAUGAGCAUAAGUUUUGAUCAUGGACUGUUUGGGGGAACUUGCUGCAUAGACAGUUUUUCCUUAUACUGUGUUCUUGUUGUUUAACCAAGUAAUCACUUGCAGUUUUUUAGCUAUACUCCGUAUUUCUGUCUUGGCCAUUGGCAUGGAACACACUCUUUUAAAAAAGGUUUCUGCUUCUGUCUGCUAAUCUGAACUCAAACUUGAUAGGCAGUGUUCUGAUCUGCUGAGUCAGGCUCAGUAUCAUGUGGCUCGGGCUCGUAAGCAGGACGAAGAAGAGCGGGAGCUGAGAGCGAAACAAGAGCAAGAAAAAGAACUACUGCGCCAGAAGUUGCUCAAAGAACAGGUACUUCAGUCUUUCUCCUGCUGUAAUAGUACAUAAUACUAUCCAUUAAGCUGCAGCAAAGUGCAAGAUAGGGAGCAAGUGUAAGGCUGCAGUGAGGUGCUUUAAGUUGUUGUGUGGCACUUAGGGGGACUUGCCUGUGUAUUACAUUGUAUAGGUUUUGCAGCUGAAAUAGAUAUGGAAGGGGGGUGUUGGUUUUGGUAACUAGGAACUGAGUAAGUAUUGCACUAUGUGCACUGCCACCUAUCUGGUGUGGUGUAGUGGUUAGAGUGCUGGACUAGAACCUGGGAGUUCAGGGUUCAAAGUACACCAUGAGCCUCACUGAGUGACCUUGGGUCAGUCACCACUUGUCAGCCUUACCUACCAGACAGGGUUGUUUCAGGGAUUAAUUAUGGGGGCAGAGAACCAUGGAUGCCACCUUGAGCUUCUUGGAGAAAAAGGUGGGUUAUAAACAAAAUACAUAAUAAAUAGCAGUACAGUCGUACGUUGGAAGUCAAACGGAAUCCAUUCCGGAAGUCCGUUCAACUUCCAAACGUUUGGAAACUAAAGCGCAGCUUCUGAUUGGCUGAAGGAAGUUCCUGCAGCCAAUUGGAAACCGCAUCGGACAUUAGGCUUCCAAAAAAAAUUUGAAACCAGAACACUCACUUCCGGGUUUUGAUCGUUCAGGAGCCGAAAUGUAUGAGUACCAAGGCAUUCAACAACCAAGGUACAACUAUACCUUACUUUUCAGUGCAUGAGCAACAUGCUAUAUGCAGUGGGUUUUCAUUUUGUUUCACAGCAGAUCUUUCAAAGGCAGCUCAUGCACUGUCAGGUCUUUGUGUCAUGAAGAACCUAAGUGACUCUUCAGCAGUAGUCUGACUUACUAAAAAGAAUGAACCUGUUUUAGGUGUCUAUUGCUAAAUUUGUGUUUUUCAUAUCUGCAUCAGUACUGUUGGUUAAAAAAAAAAACAUAGUAGCCAGCUUGUCCUCACUCUUCCAGGAAGAAAAACGCCUCAGGGAAAUAGAAGAACAAAAGAAACUUUUGGAACAGAGAGCACAAUAUGUGGAGAAGACCAAGAAUAUUCUGAUGUUCACUGGAGAAGUUGAAGGAUCUAAAGAGAAAAAACGUGGUGGAGCUGGCCGGGUACAGAAUAAAAGCUUUUGGAUUCAUCAUUCACCCCAAAUAGUUGAAAUGUGCUGUCAGGCUUUAACUUAUUGUAAAAUUGACCUGUGGGGUCUGACAAGAGUACAGUAAUGACAUCAUACUUUACAUGGAAAGAACUAUGGAGAAAUGAUGUCAAAUUUUAGACACUUAAAGACAAGAGUUGGAAAGUUGUUUAAACUUCUGUUUUACCAGUUUAGAAUGUCAUGGAUUUAUUUAGAAGUGCAAAGAGAAGUGGCUUUCUUUUUUAACUUUAAAGGGAAUUAACUCACAUAGGCUGAUUUACCUUUUCUGUUCCCCUGAUAGUCUGUUAACAUCCAGCAUAAGAAUGUAUCAUUGUUUUCUGUCACUUACCACCACUACUUCCUUUUUAGUACAUCAACCAAAAGCUAUUUCAGAGUAUAACUAAUAUCCAAAUACUCUUCCCAUCUUCUUGCAUUUUUUCCUUUACUGCAAUUGAUCAUCAGCUUCUUAACAUUGUACUCUUCUUCCUUCUCUCUAUAUUGAUUUUUUAAAUUCAUGGGCCCUUAUCUAUUUGUCACCCGUCUAUUAAUUUUGAUUAUCACGGUUUAAUUCUGCUGUUCUUUAUUUGUGAUACUGCAUAGAAAUUUCUUAAAUAAAAGAUCAAAUCUAAUACAGCUUUAAGUUACAUGCACUCUAUGUGCAUCUAAUGUGGCUUCUAAAAGGGUUUUUUUUUGGGGGGGGGUCUUUUCAAGCAGCAACUAAUAAAGGAAGUGUUUCUGAUUUUGUGACAGCGUUCCAAACGAACUGGGGAAUUUGAUGAAUUUGUCAAUGAUGACAGUGAUGAAGAUCUCCCAGUGUCUAGAAAGAAAAAGAGGAGAAAGGGUAGCGGUAGCGAACAAGAUGGUGAGGAAGAAGAGGGGGAGAGAAAGAAAAAGAAGCGACGAAAGUAAGUAGAAAGAAAGAGCAGAACUCCUUUGGUGGGGAUUCAGAGGACUCUAGGGGGACUUCUUAUUAGUACAAUGGAGCUUCUGAGCUCCCCUCUUCCUUAAGUCCCUCAAACCGCUGCCUGAUGCAUCACUUCCCAAACUCAAGGAAACUUAGAGAAGCUUUUGAUGGGCCACAAGGAGCUUGGGUAGGAUGGGGUUGUGGGGGGAGUCGAAACAUCUUGGGUGUGUCUUCAUUUAAAUGCUUUUGUAUGCCUAAAGAAUGUUUAGAUCCCGCGGUGUCUAGUAUAUGCCACAAGGAACAAGAACUAACACACAGGCUUAGUUCACAUGAUUAGGAUACUAUAGUUAUAAGACUGAAUUGAAUUGUACUUUGUGUUUAUAUGUGCCUUGUGUUUUUCUCCAAAGACCCCAAAAGGCAGGUGAUGGUACUGAUGAUGAUGAAAAUGACAGUGCACCCAGACCUAAAAAACGUCGCCCAGCAAAGACUGAGAAGAAAAAAGCAGUAUGUUUUUUUAAAAAGUUAAUAAAUAAGUAAAUCAUUAAUUGGUGUUUUGGUUUAGCGGAAUUGCAGUAAUUUGGGAUCAAAGGUAACAAGAUUAAUUAUGCUUCUAAGCUUUGGAAAUAAUUGACCAAACCAGGAUUCUGGUUUGACAUUCUGUCUUAAUUCUGUGGUUUAAACAUACCACAGUUACUCAUAUACAAAACAGAACUGGAAAUAGCAGUUAUCAACAGAGAAUAGGAGUUUCAGACUUCUUUCCUUCAUAUGCAAGGGAUGGAGCACACAAGGCCAGGGCAUGUAACAACAUGUCUGAUUGGUUACCUCUAAAUUCAGUCGUAGUCUACUGACAUUCUGUAUUGUAAUUCAGAUUUUCUUAAACUUGGUCUUUUUUAAUUGCUUUUGUGUGAUUGUCUGCCAUAUAAUUAGAAGAGGUAGCUGAUACAGCCAUCACCCCACAGCCAUCUAAUACAGGGAUAUAGAACCUGUUGCCAUCCAGGUGUUUCCAGGCUACAGCUUCCAUUAUUCCUGAACAUUGGCCAUAUGGCUGGGGCUAAUGAAAGUAUAAUAGUUGAAUGUCAGGUUUUCUUUUUAAUCUUUUAACACUUUUUUGUUGUUGUUAUAGCCAAAGCCAGAACGACUGCCUCCUUCAAUGAAGGGUAAAAUCAAAUCUAAAGCCAUCAUUUCAUCAAGCGAAGACUCAUCUGAUGAAGAUAAGCUCAAGAUUGCUGAUGAUGGGUACAUAGUGUUUAUGAUCCUAGAAAUAGUGUUGUUUGACCCUUGUACAACGUAAUCAUCAUCCUCAUCAAUGCACUUCUAAUUCUGGGAGUGUGGUUUGUUUAGUCUGAGCACACAUGAGGAGCCACAGUCCAGAUCGGUUUAAUUCAUGGUAACCUAUUAAUUGUGGUUUACUGUGAUAUGCGAAUUGGGCCCAUUGAUGAAGACUCAUUAAGUAAAUGUGUACAUAAUGUUGUGAUUCCACAUCACUAUCCUGCGUAUGUAAUGUUUUGUACUCUUAACUAUUGGUGCAUACUUACAGCUUGCAGGUUCCAUCUCCUCCUAUUUCCUACAUGGGUUUGUGGGGUCAAACAUACUUUGUGAACCUUUAAUUGGGCCACAGUGGCUGUGACUUUGUAGAGAGUGUAGAAAACACAAAAAGGCAUUGUAGUUUUCACAGAAUUGCAUUUCCUGCACAUUUCCCAACUUUCAUUAAAUCAAGACAAAGCAAUCUUUUCAUUGCAAAGAUCUGUUAGGUGUCGGAAACGUGGCAGAAUGAUUGCUGACAUUUCAGGAGCGUCAGAAGUGACAAGGUGUCCAUGGGGCAGGGCUUCAGAACUCUGCAUAGCUCCAUGCCCCUCUCUGAGAUUAAUAGAUGGCACAGAGUAGCAAAAAGAGGUAGAAUAAACUGGAAGAGAUUCAGGCUUCAUUUGCAUGUUGCAGACUUGAACUUGUCACAGGGUUUAUAUUACUUUGGUGCGGAAUUUUGGGGGCUUUUUGAGCACAGCCCUUAGUACAAAGUUUAUCGUUUCACUUGGGAUGUUUGCCUUACUGCAUUGCCUUCUGCUCUUGAACAGGAAUGCCAGGAACAGCAACAGUGAUUCAGAUGAUGCUGAGCAACCACGCAACAAACGCGUCAUGUCUGACAGUGAUUCGGACAAUAGCAAUAAGUCUGGCAGUGAAGGGGGCAGUCCCAGGCGAUCCAGCGCCCGCCCUUCUGAUGAAGAUUCAGACAGUGAUGGGUCAGCAAGAAAGAGGAGGCGAUCUGAAUCUGAACAGUCUGACAACGAAUCUGUGCGCUCGGGGAGAAGUCCGUCUGUGCGCUCGGGGAGAAGUCAGUCUGUGCAGUCAGGGAGAAGCCACUCAGGUGGUUCUGAGAAUGAAUCUCGCCCAGCUUCUCACAGUGCUGAUUCUGACAGAGAUUCUGACAGGGCAUCUGAUCAUGGGGGCUCAGGUAACGAGUCUGAGCCAGAGGCAUCCAACAAUGAAGGAUCUGAACGCGGCUCGUACGGCGGAUCAGAUGACAGUGAUUAGAUUUCAGCUGCAACCUGUUUUAUUAACUGCUUUGUAAAUAUAUUUUGGUUCGAGAGGGUGGGGGGAAGAGGAGGGUAUCCAUAUUUUAUAUUUGAAAACUGUGAUUUAAAAACCUGGACAGCUAUGUUUUAGGGAAAAGUAUAUAUUAAAAAAAAAAAGCUGAAACAUUUCCUAUAACAUUUUUUCUACUGAACUAUACACUUGCCAGGGUUCAUCUACAGUAUCUACUUGCAUUCUGUACUUGGAGGUCAAUGUGCUGUAUUGGGGGUUAAGAAGCUUACUUUAUCAGAGUGCACAUAAGAUCUGAAGAAACAAAAUACCAAGAUAGUUAUCCUGCAUCCAGAUACGUUUGCUUAAGACCUUCUGAAACAAAUGGUACUUAAACAAAUUUAACUGAGUGGAAGGCUGUAGCUCAUACUGUCUUGCCUAGUCUGAUCAAGUGUACUUUUUCAAAACUAUAUAUGUGAAAAGGGAUUUUGGUAGAACUCCCAUGAAUUUCUCAAGUGAUAUAAAAAAUGUUCAGGUUUACAGAGUAGUCCUUCAGGUUAUGUAGCUCUUAUAAAGUAUAGUUUUACGUUUUGUUAAAGUACGUAUGUGCUGUAGCAAAAUGCCUAAAAUUGAACAAAAUGUAUAAAAAUAAUGCUAUGGAAACAUAGAUGAAUGUCAGAUUUGAGACUUGGCAGUUUUUAAAGAAAUGAUAAAUUAAGAGGCCUCCUUGGAGUGAAAAGAUCUGUUUAUGGCAUCUAAUAAAAGCUGUUGCUGCCAUCUGG
Molecule: messenger RNA, 25876 nt
Organism: Podarcis lilfordi (Lilford's wall lizard)
Lineage: Eukaryota; Metazoa; Chordata; Lepidosauria; Squamata; Lacertidae
Source: the annotation of a GenBank genome assembly